CGUCUCUAUAGGGAAGAUAAACACAGCCAUUUUCUAAGAAGUCUAAACAUGUAUAAGAGGGAAUCAUUCGUGGAAAUAUUAACUAUUGUGUAGUAAAUAUGGCAUAAAUCAUAUACACACUGCGCUGGGUCUCAUAUUAGACUGGUUAGUAAGCUUCAACAGAUCACAACGUCUUCAUUUGAUGUUUCCUGACAAACCAUAAAAUAUAUCACACCCACAUUGUGUUUAGUGUUUUGUUUUCAACAUCUCCAGUGUGUUCUAUACUUAAGUGUUCUAUUUGCAAAAACAUCUAUAGUGUGUUAUAUACUUUAGUGUUUUAUUUUCAACCAGGACAUUGCUAGUGUGUUUCUGAACAGUCUAUCUGUUAUUAUACAGUCUAUCUAAAAUUAUAAAGUCUAGUGUGUAUCUAAAAUUGUGUGUCAUAGCAGAAAAAAUGGCCACCAGUUUAAAUAAACUCAAAUGUCCAAUCUGCUGUGAUAGUUUUAAGACACCAAAGGUGUUACCUUGUGGGCACACUUUUUGUGAAGAUUGUAUUGACGUUAACGUUUGUGAAAAAACAGAGAAAUUUUUAUGUCUUAUUUGUGGACAGCGGCAUAAGAUUGCUGAAGGUGGGGCUAAAAUGUUAACUACCAAUUUAGUACUGAUAACACCGAAACGUACCACCACAGUAACAGAUCAGCCUUCAUCUACAGAGAAACCAAAAUGUCCAAAUCACAGUGAAAGUGAGGUAGAUUAUUACUGUACUGAUUGUAGGCUCGGAAUGUGCUCAAGGUGUGCACUUAACGAUCACAAAGAUCACGAAACACUUGAUGUAAAUAGCGAAGAGACCAGAGCUAUGACUACAGAACAACUUGAACGUUCACGACGUGUCAUACGAAACAAAAUUAAGGAGUUAGAAAGUCUUCAGGCUACAUUGGCAGAGACGUCUGUUAAACUCCAAACCAUGUGCGACGAAGCAUGUGCGGAAGUCGAACGAAGAACGGAGAACACUAUCGCUGAAUUACGAGAGAGAUGUAACGUAAAAAGACAGAAUAAUCGAUUUGGUAGAUAAUUAUAUUGGUUUCAGGGAGUUGAAUAAACAAAAUAUCUACUCCCUGUCUACAAUGUUUAUAAGAUGGGAUAGUAAAAGCUAACAAUCCGAACCACAAAACAUAUUCGAAUUUCAAAACAAUAUAAUAAAAAUACGUUGGUAGCAGCUAAUGAACUUUUCAUAUGAGGAAGUAUUUCAAUCAAUCAUAGGGAAGUUCUUCAUAAUGAAAAGAUAUAUCACCAAUCACAUUUUAUACUUGUGAACAUUUUCAUUUUAUCUUAGAAAUGUAUAGAGCUGUACUCGGAGAUAGCUGCAAUGGUUAUCGAUCGUCGAACCAUCAGUUUGUUGUUCAGUUUGAUACAUCGCAUAUCAGAGAAAUGUCAUUGGAAUAAAGCUUAGUCAGUAAAAUAACUAGACACGAUAUUAUCUAUUCGUUAAUUGAAACGCCUGUUUUUGUAGAUACAUGUACAUUUAUAUGUUUGUGUAAUUGUAAAUAUUUGUGUUUUUUUAUUUUCUUAUUGUUUUUUUUUCUAGAAUUCAAUUUAACCGGAACGUGAACACAUCCUGUUGAUUGGACAAUAUUUAGCAGUCAUGCCUGACUAGAGCUCUAUACUAAAUAUUUAGCUGUACAGUCAUGUCUGACUAGAGCUUUAGACUAUAUAUUUAGCUGUACAGGCAUGCCGGACUAGAGCUCUAGACUAUAUAUUUAGCUGUACAAGCAUGCCUGACUAGAGCUCUAGACUAUAUAUUUAGCUGUACAGGCAUGUCUGACUAGAGCUCUAGACUAUAUAUUUAGCUGUACAGGCAUGUCUGACUAGAGCUCUAGACUAUAUAUUUAGCUGUACUAACCAGUCAUGUCUGACUAGACCUCUUGACUAUAUAUUUAGCUGUACUAACCAGUCAUGUCUGACUAGAGCUCUAGACUAUAUAUUUACCUGUACUAACCAGUCAUGUCUGACUAGACCUCUUGACUAUAUAUUUACCUGUACUAACCAGUCAUGUCUGACUGGAGCUCUAGACUAUUUAGCUGUACUAAUCAGUCAUACGAGAGAACAAAGCUUAUAAUUUGACUAAAAGAAUUCAAAUAUCGAUUGUUAUUUUACAUUUCGGGAAUCUGUUUUCUACAACUUACCUAACUGGCACUGCAGCCUUAAACGUGUUAUACAAAAUCCUCACAUGUACAUGUAUAUUAUAUAUUAUAUAAAAUUUCAUGAUUAUAUAGAUGGUUUUGUAGAAUGGAAUAAAUUAAUUACAGUGUUU
Lottia gigantea (owl limpet) is the source of this 2290-nucleotide messenger RNA. RefSeq lists its product as hypothetical. The record is from RefSeq and is a predicted model, not a curated record. Gene Ontology annotation, biological process: positive regulation of DNA-templated transcription. The coding region runs from base 434 to 1051 and encodes 205 amino acids. The transcript has a single exon. Gene Ontology annotation, cellular component: chromatin; nucleoplasm. Gene Ontology annotation, molecular function: ubiquitin-protein transferase activity; zinc ion binding. NCBI's taxonomy places the organism in Eukaryota, Metazoa, Mollusca, Gastropoda, Lottiidae.